Molecule: messenger RNA, 1241 nt
Organism: Solanum pennellii
Lineage: Eukaryota; Viridiplantae; Streptophyta; Magnoliopsida; Solanales; Solanaceae
Product: calmodulin-like protein 3
Exons: 1
Coding region: 168-620 (150 amino acids)
Molecular function (GO): calcium ion binding
Source: RefSeq, a predicted model, not a curated record
AAUGCCACUACCAACCAUUUUGUUGAGAAUUUUCUGUCUAAGACACCUCUUUGACACAAUUCUUCUCUCCUUUGUGUCCAAAAAGUUCAGGCCAUUUAAUCUUCUCCCAAAAGUUACAAUCAGUGGCGUGAAAAUCAAUAACUAUAUCGUUGUUUAACCACAGAAUAAUGGAGACAGAUGAGCUCAAGCGUGUCUUUCAUAUGUUCGACAGGAACGGUGAUGGAAGGAUUACGAAAAAGGAGCUGAAUGACUCGUUAGAGAACAUGGGGAUCUUCAUGUCUGAUUCGGAUCUGGCGCAGAUGAUCAACAAGAUUGACGUGAAUGGUGAUGGCUACAUCGAUAUUGAUGAAUUUGGUGCUCUAUAUGAGACCAUAAUGGAAGAGCGAGAUGAGGAGGAAGACAUCAGAGAGGCCUUCAAUGUGUUCGACCAAAAUGGGGACGGAUACAUUACGGUGGAUGAAUUAAAAUCUGUCUUGGCAUCACUUGGUCUCAAGCAAGGGCGGACCGUUGAUGAUUGCAAGCGGAUGAUUAAGAAAGUGGAUGCUGAUGGAGAUGGAAUGGUGAAUUUUAUAGAGUUUAAGCAGAUGAUGAAAAGUGGUGGAUUUGCAGCAUUGAGUUAACAAGGAAAUUAACAAGACCUUGGAGGUUGGAAUCUCGUACCCUUUGAACAAAGGUCUGAGGACAGUUCUUAGAGAAGUUUCUGGGAUGGAGCCUUUACCACCUUAAUAAGCCAACUUGAUGCUAAUGUUAAUUAGUCAAUCAAGUGAACUUGGAAUACUAGAUCCAAAAUCAGAAAACGAAAAAUAGAGAGAAAAAAACACUCAUUUUCUGCACUGUUAUGUUUAUUUGAAUAGAAAAAAACAACACAGAUAAAAACGAGUUUUCCUGCUCUUUUCGUAGGUUUACGACUUGUAAAUAGUUUGUCAUAUUUUCUAACUCUUUAUUUCAUGUUCUUUGGCUCCUCUCCCAAAGAAUCUGGAUAGAAAAGUUUUAGUCCCUCAUUUUCAUGUUAUAAAUUUCUGUGUACACAUUUUGUGCGGGAUAAAAUUACCUCCAGUCUUUUAUCCUACAGUAAUGUUUAAUAAAAGUUCUGAUUGAUACUACAGGUCCUCUAGAGAUCUAAAGGUUUAUAAUGUAUCUCUUAUCCUCUAUUCUGUUUAACAAGUGAUGUGAAGAGAGAUUUAAAAAAUUCUACUUCUUAUUUGCAAGUUAAUGAAGGAAAUCCAACUACUUUCUUCUCA